Messenger RNA from Ostreococcus tauri, 1194 nucleotides. RefSeq names its product Phytanoyl-CoA dioxygenase. Lineage: Eukaryota; Viridiplantae; Chlorophyta; Mamiellophyceae; Mamiellales; Bathycoccaceae. The transcript has a single exon. The coding region runs from base 1 to 1194 and encodes 397 amino acids. The record is from RefSeq and is a predicted model, not a curated record.
AUGGACGACGACGACGAGGCCGAGGACGAGGCGACGUGGGACGACGCGAGGACGAUGCGCACGGCGGUGGUGACGAUGACGUGUGACGUCGCGCGGUGGCGUCGCGAGGACGGGGAGGCGUGCGAGAGGCUGCGCGCGUGGACCGAGGCGUGCGCGUGGACGCCGCGGCGAGCGAUGUCGGUCGCGGCGUGCGUCGGAACGGGCGGCGAUGCGGAGAAGACGGUUGUGUUAGACGUCGUCGUGCGGUGGCGGUGUCGGGGGUGCGUCACGGAGGAGGGACGGUUGGAGAGACGGUUGACGCGGCGAGUGGAGGCGUUCGGCGGCGGCGGAGACGAGCGUGAGAUGAGGGGUGAUAUCGUGCGCGUGCGCGAGUUCACGGUGUCCGUGACCGCACCAGGGUAUGUUCCGAUCGGUUCGUUCGAGGAGACGGUGGUGGAGUGCGGUCCGGACGGUCCGGGCGUCGCGGAGGCGUCGGCUCGAUUUCACGAGGACGGUUUAGCGACGUGCCUACGAAUCGUCGAUGACGAUUGCGCGCUCGCGAUUCGGCACUUAGUGCUCGAGUAUAUUGAGAAAAUCGAGCGACGAUUCGCCGAGGGGCAUCCGGACAUCGCUUACGGGAAGGAUCGGUUCGCGUUUAAGGAGAUUAGCUCGCGCGGCGGCGAGCGUUUCGACGCGUUGAUCGAUAUUGAGCGUCCCGAGUGGAAGAGUCUUCGUGAUUUGGCGCGCAUCGACGCCCCUUGGCUCGCCUUCAUCAACGAGGUGCUAUCGACGAAAUGGAACGUGAACGUGAGCGUGGUUUAUUCGCGACCCGGAGCGAAGAACCAAGAGUGGCACGCAGACGGCAGACACCUCGAUACGGAGUGCGACCCUCGCACUGGUGAAGGCCACGCGCAACCGUAUGGCGUGUGCGUCUUCAUGCCGCUCAUACACUUAGAUCGAGACACGGGAUACACGCAAUUCUUCAAGCGUUCGCACAAGACGAGCGAACUCAUCGGCUUUGGCGAGGCGGCUUCGAUGUUGCGACUCUCCUUCGACGGCCUCCUCAACACCGGACAGAGCGUGGUGUACGACUAUCGCUUGCUACAUCGCGGCAUGUACAACCGAUCAAAUUACGUUCGGCCGGUGUUACAGUUCCUCUACACCGCGCCCGCGUACCGUGAAACGAAAAACUACGGCGUCGAUUCCAUGUGGUGA